Messenger RNA from Mycena indigotica, 924 nucleotides. Its product is annotated as Saposin B-type domain-containing protein. The transcript has 11 exons. The record is from RefSeq and is a predicted model, not a curated record. The coding region runs from base 1 to 924 and encodes 307 amino acids. Lineage: Eukaryota; Fungi; Basidiomycota; Agaricomycetes; Agaricales; Mycenaceae.
AUGCCCUCCCUCGAUAGCACCGCCGGUCCCAUCCUCAUCGGAGCCGUGCUCUCCACGUUCCUUCUCGGCGUCGCCUCCCUCCAAUCUUUCCACUACUAUCGUCUCUACAGCUCUUCUGGGGCAGCGAAGGCCUUAGUCGGUGCCGUUUGGUGCAUCGAAGUCGGCCACUCUGUUGCGAUGUGGCAUGCGAUUUACGGAAUGUUUGUUACUUUCUACGGGCAGAUCGGGCAUCUCGCGGACCCGCCGCAUUCGAUUGCCUUUACCGUGCUCUUCUCCGCGAUCAUCAACCUCCUCAUCCAAUCCUAUUUUGCACUUCGAAUACACACCCUCUCGCGAUCUUGGCUGAUCCCAAGCAUCUGCUCCUCCCUCACGCUCGCGCGGUUCGUCUUCAACAUGUUCAUGCUCGUCGGGUUCUGGCGUUCCUCCGGCUUUGUCGUGUUCCAGACCAGCCUGCGGUGGUUGAUGCUCUGCGUGUCUGUCAUUGGGCCGUGCGUCGACGUCCUCACCGCGGCGUCCCUGUGCUUCUAUCUGUGGAAGCUGCGCGAGACCAUGUUGGAGGAGAACGAGUUCGCGAUGGUGCGUGACACGCGGAGGAUGAUCGACAGGAUCAUUGUUUGGUCGCUUGAGACGACGAGUAUCACGAGCGCAGCCGGCGUGUUGCAGUUGAUUCUGUUCAUCACCAUGCCUGAUAAUCUGGCAUGGAGCGCCGUGUUUCUCGUACAGCCCAAACUAUUCUCUAACUCGAUGCUGGCCCAUAUGCAUGGUCGGAAACAGCUGAAAGCGUCACUGGACGGCAGAGGGGCCUUUACAUCGUCCUAUGCUCGUCGAAUUGCAGGGCACGGACAAUUGACAAGCCAAAUGGUCUUCGAGAGCCCACCAAUGUCGAUGCCCGUUACAAGCACCGCGCACGGUCAAGUUGUCUAA